Messenger RNA from Glycine soja, 1809 nucleotides. RefSeq names its product U-box domain-containing protein 7-like. The record is from RefSeq and is a predicted model, not a curated record. The transcript is spliced from 2 exons. Lineage: Eukaryota; Viridiplantae; Streptophyta; Magnoliopsida; Fabales; Fabaceae. Gene Ontology annotation, molecular function: protein binding. The coding region runs from base 243 to 1553 and encodes 436 amino acids.
AUAUCCACCAUUACAUUUACAUUUAAGCACUGUUUUAUGCAUGUGCCCUGUUUGCCCCCCCUGUACUUUAAGUUCGCGGAGCUCUUCAAAUAGUUUCAUUGAUUCGUUUUCUCUCCCUCCCUCUUGUCUCUCUCUGUCUCCAAUGUCAGAAACAGAAACUAAAAUUAUAUAAGAACCAAACCUCAUACACACACUUUUUCAAAAUUUCAAUAUCUUGCUUUGUUUUCUCCUUCCUCUCAAACAUGUCAACCCCUUCAUCAUCAUCAUCAUCAUCUUCUUCUAUUUGGGUGUUGUCUAACAUAAAGCUUCAGUUCUUUGCCCGCAUCAGAAGGUUUCUCCAAUCCAAAGCAACCAGAAAGCGUUGUGACCCCUCUGAUCGGUUUGACACAGCUAAGAGCAGAGUUGAACACAACAACAAGGUUGAAAAUCUUGAAACAGUUCACGUUAUGGAGAAGCAUAAGGAGGAGGAAGAGUCUGUGAUCAUGUUGCAGAGAACUGUGAAGAUGCUUCACUUUGGAAGCUGGGAAGAGAAGAUAGUGGCAGCAAAGGAGAUUGAAAAGUUAGCCAAGGAAGAUGUUAAGGUUAGUAAGUUGAUAACAGAACUUGGCGUGGUGCCGGUGUUGGUAUCUAUGGUGGCGUCGCCGGUGGCUAGCCGCCGGCGAGUAGGGUUGACGGCGUUGAUCCACCUAGCUGAUGGAACCUACACGAACAAGGCUUUGAUAGUUGAGGCAGGAAUAUUGUCCAAGCUGCCUAAGACAAUUGACCUUGUAGAUGAAUCAACAACAAGUAAAUUGGCAGAGAUACUUUUGUCAUUGUCAUCUCUUGCAAACACUCAAUUCCCUCUUGCUUCAUUAGACUUUAUACCGUUACUUAGAAACAUUCUUGAGACAGGCCCAAGUUUUGACACCAAAAGUUCGUGUUUAUGUGCCUUACAUAACCUAUCAACUGUGUUAGAGAAUGCAUGCCCUUUGGUUUCAAGUGGGGUGGUCCCUAUCCUCUUGGAUGUGUCCUCAAUAAAAGAAAUUUCAGAGAAAGCACUUGCCACUCUAGGGAACUUGUCAGUGACUUUGAUGGGAAAGAAAGCAAUAGAGAACAAUUCAAUGGUGCCAGAAACCUUUAUUGAGAUCUUGUCAUGGGAAGACAAACCCAAAUGCCAAGAGUUGUCAGUGUAUAUUUUGAUGAUUCUAGCACAUCAAAGCUCACUGCAAAGAAAGAAAAUGGCACAGGCAGGGAUUGUUCCUGUGCUUCUUGAAGUGGUUUUGUUGGGGAGCCCUUUGGCUCAGAAGAGAGCAAUGAAACUAUUGCAAUGGUUCAAGGAUGAGAGGCAAACCAAGGUGGGGCCACAUUCUGGUCCACAAACACCAAGAUUUGCAAUGGGGUCACCAGUGAAUCAAAGAGAAGCAAAAGAAGGGAAGAGAUUGAUGAAGAGUUUGGUGAAACAAAGUUUGCAUAGGAAUAUGGAAAUAAUAGCGCAGAGGGCAAAUGCAGCAGGGGAGUCUUCUAGAUUGAAGUCUUUGAUUAUUAGCACAAGUUCCAAGAGUUUGCCUUACUAAGGUUUAUUCUCUUUACUUCUUUUUUUCUCCUUAAAAUUUGAAGUUGACUCGGCUUUAGCAGUUUAGGGCUUUAGGCUUUGGUGAUAUGUGCUCUUGUUUGGCACCAGCCAUUGACGGCAUCACGUCAUGGGACAACAACGUGAAAAACUACAGAACGUGAAAAUGUCACCUUGAUUUUUCUUGCUAAGACAUUUGUAAAUGUUGACAGAUAUAAAUGAAAAGUUUCCAAUCAUAGGAACUCGUUGAAAAUGAGAAA